AUGGCCGCCUCAAGCGCCCGAGCGGCUUUGUCGCACAAGAGAAACGGCCGCAGGCGGAGGCAAGACAAGCCUGCUAUCUCUGCCAGGCUGGUUCUCGACGAUCAUAUCAAGGGCGACGUUGGCAUCCUGUCCCAGGACCUGUUUGCGGACCUCUUCCCCCAGCUCGGCGACGACGCAGACGAUGAACAGCCGGGCCAGGUGUACCAUGUCGCCGUCUCGCCCUGGGCACCGAAUGCCGCACCUUCCGAGACGGCCUGGUCCAUAGUCCCCGUUGUGCGAUCUGCCGCGCUCGCCCACUCGACUGUUCAGUUCUCCCCCUCGUCGCCGGCCCUUCAGAGCUUUGCCGUCACUCUGCAGCAAGUCGCGCCUUCGAAAUUGUCCAGCCAUAGUCGGAGCGGCAUUGAGAUUCUUGUCCUCGACGUCGCUCCGAUACCGCUCGAGACCGUCUUCGUCAGCCUGGAAAGCGAAUCCACCAAGCGCAUCGAAAACGGCGAGGGCACAUUCUACCGUGAUCACUCCACGCAUCCACAAGGCAAGGUCACGGCGAGCCAAACCGCCCAGGAGCGGCUCACGGCGGCGAUCAGAACAUCGCUUGGCAGCCUCAAGGUUGUCCACGCGGGAGACAUGUUCGCCCUGCCCCUCGCGCCGCAUCCCGUCACGCAUCAACCGCCGAACCCAGGCAAAAUUAUGCUUUGCGAGCCUGUCGCCCAAGGCGUGCUGACCAGCACAACGAAAAUCGUGCUCAUGCGCGGGCGCGUCCACGCGAGGCACGCCCGGCGACAGGCCUCCAUGGAGGCGAGCCACCGACUCAACGGCGUCACUGAAGACGACGAAGAUGGCAACACCGACCAGUUUUUCUCCGCAGCAGAAGAACGAUACCGGACCGAUGCACGACCUGACGAGACCGAGACCGAGACCGCUACGGAGACGGAGACGGAGUUGUCAGAGCUCGAGCAAGACGAUGAGCUAUCCGACGACUCCAUGGACGACAUGCUCUCACUGCACGCCCCUGCGCUCCCACCAACCAAUGUUAGCGGGCUGGGUACGAUGCAGCCUGGAACGCCCAUGACAAUGGGAACCCUCCGCGGGCGGAAGACCAACGGCGCUGCUACCCCAGGAUCCGUCUUCUCCAAUUUUACAUCUGCCACGGCCCGACCGGACCGACCGCGUGGCCGCCUAUUCAAGGCGCAGGGCCUCCUCAAGCCGAUGCCGUCGGACCUCCUACACCCGAAACCCUCCGCCGACGAGGAUGAAGAAGCCAGGAUAUAUGUCGAAAUGUCGUCGCUGCCCAAGAUUGGCUGCUUUUCGGGCGACUGGGCCCGCAUCGAGGUAGCAGAAGAGCCACCACUGAACGGAUUCGGCGCAUUUGGGCUUGGCAGCUUUGGGCAGCCCGAGGUCGAGGGAAACUGGCGCCCGGUCCGGGUGUACGGACUCCCAGAGGGCUACUCCCAGCGACCGGUCAGCAGGAUUCCGACCUCCAGAUCCGGAGAGCGGAAGACUUCUUUCUUCGACUCUCAGGUCCAACGGCCGUCAAGUCCGACCGCUUAUGCGUCUCCUGUCCUCAUCGCCAAUCUCGAAAACGCUACGCACCUUCGCAUCUCCGCCCUCAAGAAACAGUCAUAUCAAGGAAAGGGCACAUUGCCUCGUUUCACGAGCGCCUCCCAUCCACCAUACGCCAAGGAUAUUGCGAUCCACCAUAUCCGUACACCAAUCUCGGCCGAACGAGCCUAUCAGACCGCGGUCUUGGGCGGGCUCAAGCGAUACUUUGCGCAAAAGACUCGCCUCGUCCGAACGGGCGACCUGAUCGCUGUACCGGUUGAUGCUCAGCUAGGUCGGGUGCUCCAGGAAGGGCCGGCUACGGGAGGCUCAGAAGUCGACGAUGUCGUGGCGCUGACCGCAGGCAACAACAAGGAUCAGGCGCCGUCUCACGUCGACAACGUCGCGUGGUUCAAGGUCGGACAUAUACAAAUCCAGAAGGCGGACGAGGAUGAGGACAGUACCGCCGAGGCGUUUUGGGGCUCGGUGGCAUGCAUCGACAGCUCCACCGUCGGCAUGCACGGUUCGGGCUUCGAGACGAGCAAGAUACCGGGCAGCAACCAGAGCACCUGGCCGUACUACUUGGGUUUGAAGAAGGUGCCCCGACGCACGUCCGACGUUUCCCCUCCUGCGUUGGCAGAACAGAAGCCUCAGUAUGUGUCUCCACUCCGACGGCAGCUCAGAGAGCUUCUCGCAGCUGCGACAAGCCAGAGGGCUAUCCAUCUCAAAAUGCCGCCCGUCGCCAUCCUCCUCACUUCCACGCACCGAAACAUUGGAAAGUCGACCCUUGCGACAGCGGCCUGCGCCGACAUGGGCUUGCACACCUACUCCAUUGAUGCGUAUGACAUCUUGAGCGAAGGAGGUGGCAGCGGUGGCGAUGUCAAGACAGAGGGGUUUCUAAGAACGCGAGCCGAGAGGGCCAUGAGCUGCGGUCCGGACUGCUGUGCGCUGCUGAUACAGCAUGUCGAGGCCCUCACGGCGGAUCGAAUCGAAUCUACCAUGAAGGAGAUCCUGGAAGACGCCAGAGUGCUCAUCGCUACCACCAACGAGGUAGACCAAGUGCCAGAUGGCGUCCGCGGCCUCUUCACGCAUGAACUGGAGAUGGGGGCUCCGGAUGAGGCCGAGAGAGAGACGAUUCUCCGAGCGGUCGUAGAGGAUCGCGGAGUCAGCCUCGAGCCCUCGAUCGACCUGAACUCUAUCGCACUCAAGACUGCGGCGCUUGUGGCGGGCGACCUGGUGGACGUUGUGGAGCGCGCGUCCAUUGCCCAGCAGGCACGACUUGAGCAGCUGUCGCGGAAAACUAGCGGCGACGGAGCCACAGUGACGGUCAGGGACCUGCAGGUCGCUGGUGGGCCGCUCGCACGAUGCCUCACCGCGGCCGACUUUGACGUGGCCGUGGAAGCUGCUCGGAAGAAUUUCUCCGACUCGAUUGGUGCCCCCAAGAUUCCCAACGUGACGUGGGACGACGUUGGUGGCCUCAGCAACGUCAAGGAGGCCGUCACGGAGACCAUUCAGUUGCCUCUGGAGCGACCGGAGCUGUUCGCCAAGGGUAUGAAGAAGCGCUCUGGCAUCCUCUUCUACGGACCUCCCGGCACUGGCAAGACGCUUUUGGCAAAGGCCAUUGCGACCGAGUACAGUCUCAACUUUUUCAGUGUCAAGGGACCCGAGCUGCUCAACAUGUACAUUGGUGAGUCGGAAGCCAAUGUGCGACGAGUCUUCCAGCGAGCGCGCGACGCACGGCCCUGCGUCGUCUUCUUCGAUGAGUUGGACUCGGUAGCACCGAAGCGAGGAAACCAGGGCGAUAGCGGUGGCGUGAUGGACCGUAUCGUGUCUCAGCUUCUCGCAGAGUUGGACGGCAUGUCUGGAGGUGAGGACGCCGGGGGCGUCUUCGUGAUCGGUGCGACGAACCGACCUGAUCUGCUGGACCCUGCACUACUGCGCCCUGGUCGGUUCGACAAGAUGUUGUAUCUUGGUGUAUCCGACACACAUGACAAGCAGCUCACCAUCAUGGAAGCGCUCACCCGAAAAUUCACCUUGCACCCGUCAGUGUCUCUCAAGGCGGUGGCCGAUCGCCUCCCCUUUACAUACACAGGCGCCGACUUCUACGCCCUCUGCAGCGACGCCAUGCUCAAAGCUGUCACGAGACAAGCGGCAUCAGUGGAUGCCAAAGUCAAGGCCAUCAACAGCGAGCGCGGCGGCAAGCACGAGAUAUCGACGGCGUACUACUUUGACCACUACGCCACGCCCGAAGACAUUGCUGUCAUGGUCACCGAGGCGGACUUCAUGGCCGCUCACGAAGAGCUCAUUCCUAGUGUCAGCGCCGGAGAGCUGGCGCAUUAUGAAAAGGUCCGCGCCACGUUUGAAGGGGUUAGCGACAAGCAGAGCGAUGCCUCUGGGGCUCCGCCUGGGGCGACUAAUGGAUCUGCCCACACGCUGCCGCAGAGGAAUAAGAUCAGCAGCUCCGGGCACACGGUCAAGUCCAGCAAGGGCAAGGGCAAGGGCAAGGCCGCGGCCUUGACCAGUGACGAUGAGUUCGACGACAGCGACCAUGGGAGCGUGAUUGGGCCGACGAAUGGAAAUUCCAAGGGCAAAGGCAAGGCGGUUAUGGGGUUCCUGGAUGGGACGGCGAGCGACGAUGACGGACUGUAUUAA
Molecule: messenger RNA, 4188 nt
Organism: Purpureocillium lilacinum
Lineage: Eukaryota; Fungi; Ascomycota; Sordariomycetes; Hypocreales; Ophiocordycipitaceae
Product: peroxisomal assembly protein
Biological process (GO): protein import into peroxisome matrix
Cellular component (GO): cytosol; peroxisomal membrane
Molecular function (GO): ATP binding; ATP hydrolysis activity
Source: RefSeq, a predicted model, not a curated record